Messenger RNA from Lottia gigantea (owl limpet), 1254 nucleotides. RefSeq lists its product as hypothetical. The transcript has 8 exons. The annotation marks the transcript as partial. NCBI's taxonomy places the organism in Eukaryota, Metazoa, Mollusca, Gastropoda, Lottiidae. The record is from RefSeq and is a predicted model, not a curated record. Gene Ontology annotation, molecular function: protein binding.
AUUGUAGAAGCUGUUGUAGAAUAUGAAUAUGAGGCAGUACAAGAUGAUGAAUUGUCAUUAAAAGUAGGAGAAAUCAUAAAAAAUGUAUCACAAUCGGAAGAUGGUUGGCUUCGUGGGGAAUUAGAUGGUAAAAAGGGUGUUUUUCCAGAAAAUUUUGUACAAAGGCAAAUCAGUAGCCCUGCUAUGAGGAAUCAGAAAGUGCCAAAACAACCAGAUAAAGACAAGAUAAUAAGGGAUAAAACUGGAUUACAGAAAAGAGAAGCUCCUCAGAGGAAAUCAGUAAGAGAACUGGCUAGUAAAUUUAAAGAUGGUGUGCCUAUGGGCCUUGGAGGACCACCACCUCGCAAAAAAGGUAAAUGCAGAGCUUCCAGUCUUAAAAAGAAAUGUAAAGUGUUAUAUGAUUAUAAAAAAGAAAAUGAUGAUGAGUUAGAACUACAAGUUGGUGAUAUGGUAGAGUUUAUAAGAGAGGUAGAAGAUGGGUGGUAUGAAGGUAUAUUAAGAGACAAAGCUGGUGUGUUCCCAUCUAAUUUUGUUGAAAUGGUUACUGUAACUGAAGAUCCAGUAGAGGAAGCACUAGUACCAGAAUCUAGAGAUGUAUCAGAAGGUGAAUCUACCAAAUCAUCUAAAAAGAUCAUUGGUGUAGGAUUAGGCAAUAUUUUUCAAGGUGGUCCUAUAAAAUUACGAGCAGUAGGUAGUAAGAAACAACCAGCACCACCACCUGAGAAAGAUAAACCUCCAGAAAUUAAGGAAAGUACCAGACCACCACCUAUAACAUCUAAUAAUAAUGAUGUUGUUAAGAGAGAGAAAACAUCAGCAGUGCGUAUAUUUGUUGUAGGUGAGAAAGCAUUAGUUAGAUUUUCCUAUUCUGCCGACCAGCCUGAUGAAUUAUCUCUAAAAGAAGGUGAAGUAGUCAAUGUUAUAGAUAGACAUUUAGAAGAUGAUGGUUGGUGGAAAGGUGAAUUAAAUGGCAGAAUUGGUGUUUUUCCUGAUAAUUUUGUAGAAUUAAUGCCUCCAGAAGAUCUGAAACCUAAAAAACCUCCUCCUCCCAAUAUAUCUAGUACAGUGGCCAGCAAAAGUUUAUACCCUAAAUUACCAGAGAAAUCAGACUUAUCACAUGAUAAAAAGAUACUGUCAGAUUCUACUAAAAAUACUUCUUAUAAAAAAGAUCAUGGUGAGUUAAAUUAUUUCUAUCAUUUGGUGUUAAGCUUAGUGUUGGUUGAUAGAGAGAGAAAGAUAGAUUCAUCGAUUACAUAA